Messenger RNA from Nymphalis io (European peacock), 1492 nucleotides. RefSeq names its product erlin-2-like. Gene Ontology annotation, cellular component: endoplasmic reticulum; endoplasmic reticulum membrane. The record is from RefSeq and is a predicted model, not a curated record. The transcript is spliced from 7 exons. Gene Ontology annotation, molecular function: cholesterol binding; ubiquitin protein ligase binding. Lineage: Eukaryota; Metazoa; Arthropoda; Insecta; Lepidoptera; Nymphalidae. The coding region runs from base 231 to 1196 and encodes 321 amino acids. Gene Ontology annotation, biological process: SREBP signaling pathway.
GUAUUAUGAUUAAAGACAUUUAAAUGGAAUAAUCGGUAAUAAACAUCAAUGUUUCAUUUCUGUUAAUUAAAUUUUCUAAGCACACAGAUUUCUAGACCUCUUUAUCGCGCUAUAAAUAAUAGUUUCCUAAGUUACAGCAUUUUAAUAUAAAUACAACAAAUUCAUCGUCAUAUCUUUAAUAGUGAGCUUUCUUUUAAUUUGUUUUUGAGAUACUAUGUUGUAGUCCAGUCAUGGCGGACCAGACAUCUAUGCUGGCGAUUGUUAUAUUGGCGGUUGGAGUGUCUGUACAUUUUUCUUUACAUAAAGUUGAAGAAGGAUACGUCGGAGUUUACUACCGAGGGGGAGCAUUGCUGCCUGUUACUAGUCAGCCUGGCUUUCACAUGAUGAUUCCAGUGCUAACGACUUUUAAAGCAAUACAGACUACAUUACAAACUGAUGAAGUAAAAAAUGUUCCAUGUGGAACAAGUGGUGGAGUCAUGAUAUAUUUUGAGAGAAUCGAAGUUGUCAACAAGCUUGAUCCUAGCAGCGUCUUAGAGGUAGUGCGCAACUACACAGCAGACUAUGACAAGACAUUGAUUUUUCAUAAAGUACAUCAUGAGUUAAAUCAGUUCUGUAGUGCACACACUUUGCAUGAAGUUUACAUAGAUUUAUUUGACCAAAUUGAUGAAAAUCUAAGUACAGCUCUACAAAAUGAUCUCAAUGAAUUAGCUCCAGGUUUGAAGGUAAAUGGUGUUCGUGUAACUAAACCAAAAAUACCAGAGGCUAUAAGAAAGAAUUAUGAGCUUAUGGAAGCUGAAAAGUCCAAGUACCUUAUCGCAGAACAACAUCAAAAGGUUGUUGAAAAAGAAGCAGAGACGGCACGCAGGAAGGCAAUUAUUGAGGCGGAAAAAGAAGCUUAUGUGGCUAAAAUACAGUAUGAACAGAAGAUUAUGGAGAAGGAAUCUCUGCAAAAAAUUGAACUCAUUGAAGAUAGUAUCCACAAAGCCAAGCAACAAACCAAAGCAGAGGCCGAUUAUUACCAUUUGAAGAAACAAGCAGAAGCCAAUAAGUUACUUUUGACUAAGGAAUAUUUAGAAUUGAAAAAAUAUGAAGCACUUGCAUUGAACAAUAAAAUAUAUUUUGGCAAUGAUAUUCCUAAUAUGUUUUUGCAGGCAACUGUUGGUGACAGUUUAUCUAAGAAUGUCCAAGUUGAAUGAGUAGUAAUCAAUUUUUUUUAAGGCAGAACUAGUCAUUGAAUUUUUGGUUUUUAGAAAAUGUGGUUCAAAAACAUUUAGUUUUAUGUUGUGUAAAUGUGUUUUUUUUUACUUUAAAUUGUGAACUGUGUAUCAAAUUCAUUAGAGCUAAGAAUAAUAGACAUUUUUGUGUCGUUUUUAAAUAAUGAUAAACUGUUAUAUAUAUUGUUAAGGUGUUCAUAAUAAAACAAUAACAAGACAUAGGUUUAAGUUGAACAUUGUUGUAACUUAUCUUUGUAUUUAUUACAUUAAAACAAUUU